This is a messenger RNA of Rubroshorea leprosula, 2333 nucleotides long. The record is from the annotation of a GenBank genome assembly. Lineage: Eukaryota; Viridiplantae; Streptophyta; Magnoliopsida; Malvales; Dipterocarpaceae.
CGGACGGUGCCGGCUGUUUUUAUCCCCUUGGUUUUCAUGGGCGUGAAUGCAGCGUCUAUCCUCAGUCGUGUCCUUCAACCCAGAAAUCUCAAGCUCCAAAGUCAACCCACAACUUCCAAAGCCGCACUUGACACAAUCCUCAACCACCUCAAAGUGGGUCAUCUCCAGAAAGCCGUUUCUGUUCUGUUUGGCUCCCCUGAACCUUUCUCUUACUCUCUCUAUGCGCGUCUCUUCCAACUAUGUUCCUCCCCUUCCGCCAUUGUUGAGGCCAGGAAACUGUUUGAUGAAAUGCCUGAGAGAGAUGGGGGCUCUUGGAAUGCAUUGAUCACAGCUUAUGCACAAAAUGGGUGUCCAGAGGAAGCAUUGUGCUUGUACUCUGAGAUGAAUGAGGAGGGGGUUUUUGCGAAUGAGAUUACAUUUGCCAGUGUUCUAGGGUCUUGCGGAGGUGUCUUGGAGCUUGGACUUUGUAUGCAGGUCCAUGGGAUGGUUGUGAAGUAUGGUCUUUGUGGAAACGUGAUUUUAUGUAGUUCGCUUGUGGAUGUUUAUGGAAAGUGUGGGUUUAUUAGUGAUGCGAGGCAAAUGUUUGAUGAGAUUGAGAGUCCAAAUGCUGUUUCCUGGAAUGUGAUUGUUAGGCGCUAUCUUGAGAUAGGAAAUGGAAAAGAGGCAGUGGUUAUGUUUUUUAGGAUGUUUCGAACUGAUAUUAAGCCCUUGAAGUUCACGUUCUCUAAUGCUCUUGUUGCUUGUUCCAGAGUGGCUGCACUUAAUGAGGGGAGGCAAAUUCAUGGAGUUGUGGUUAAGAUUAAUUUCGAAGUUGAUAUGGUGGUUUCUAGCUCUCUUAUUGACAUGUAUGUGAAAUGUGGAAGAUUAGAGAAUGCCCGUAGAAUUUUUUACCAUUUGGGUUCAAAAGAUUUGAUUUCUUGGACUUCACUACUGUCAGGUUAUGCAAUGAAUAGGAGAACAAGAGAAGCAAGGGAGCUCUUCAAUGAGAUGCCUGAACGGAAUUUAAUCUCAUGGAAUGCAAUGCUGGCCGGGUAUACUCGUUCCCUUGAAUGGGAAGAGGCCUUGGAGUUCAUUUUUCUGAUGGGCAAAACAACUAGAGAUAUUGACCAUGUCACUCUUAGGUUGAUUUUAGUUGUAUGUUCUGGCCUUUCAGAUGUUUAUAUGGGGAAGCAGGUCCAUGGUUUUAUCUACAGACAUGGUUACCAUUCAAAUAUAUCUGUGGGAAAUGCCCUUCUUAACAUGUAUGGUAAAUGUGGAAACUUGAGAAGUGCGAAAGUAUGUUUUUACCAAAUGAGUCAAGGGCGGGAUAUGGUUUCUUGGAAUGCUUUGUUGACCAGCUAUGCUCAUCACCAACUUGGUGAACAAGCUAUAACCUUUUUCAAUGAGAUGCAAUGGGAGACAAGACCAAGUGAGUUUACAUUUGGAACCCUCCUGGCAGCUUGUGCAAACACACUCGCACUUGAGCAAGGGAAACAGAUCCAUGGUUUCAUGGUUAGAAAUGGUUACAAGAUAGAUAUUGUGGUAAGAGGAGCUUUGAUUGACAUGUACUCUAAAUGUCGUUGCCUUGAUUAUGCCCUCCAUGUCUUUAAAGAGGCAACUUCACAUGAUGUCAUUCUUUGGAACUCAAUGAUUCUUGGAUGUUGUCAUAACAGAAGGGGCAGGGACGCACUUAAAUUGAUUGGAUUGAUGGAAAAAGAAGGUAUAAAGCCAGACAAUGUCACUUUUCAAGGUAUUCUACUUGCAUGUAUGUACGAGGGUAACCAUGAAUUGGGCAAGCAGUAUUUUGACUAUAUGAGCAGUAAGUACUGUGUUAUCCCUCGGUUGGAGCACUAUGACUAUAUGAUUAAACUCUACAUCCGGACAGGGAGCUUGCAUGAGCUCAAGACAUUUGUUAAGCGGAUGCCUUUUGAACCAACUGUCCCAAUGUUGACCAAAAUCUAUAAUGCUUGUAAAAAGCAUGGUGAUUCAAGGUUUGGAGAAUGGACUGCUAAACGACUUAAUCAACUAAAUCCUUCCUGUAUGCACCAAGGUUUGACAUAAAGACAAGACAACCAAAUUAUGCGGAUAGCAAAUUAUUGGCCGAAGGAGCUACAUUGUGGUCACCUAUGAAGGGAGGCAAACAGCUACAACAGCAGUCUAAAUUGUACCAUUACAACUUUACAAGUGCAACAUGGAAUAUAGUGCCUUGUUUGAGAACUCAACAUGUGCUGGGAGAGAUAUGAGGCACUUCCUUCAAACUCCUGGACAAGCCACCGACAAUUACUUGUGUUGCCUUGUGGAGGAAAGGAAUCUAGCCAGAAACCAAAGGAUGAUAAUAAGUUAACAACAGAACA